AUGUCUUUACCUGAGUACGAUCCGGAUCCCACAAGAGCACAACGCGAAAUAUGGGAAGAUGAGCAGAAUAAGCUGCGGGAUCGGAUUGAAUUGCAAGACAAUGUCAGUUUCGAUCCCAUCAGUCUCGAGAAUUUGAAUCUUGUGGGUGGAGUAGAUGUCAGCUUUCGAGAGAAUGAUGAGGUACAUGCAGUAGCAUGUCUUGUUGUGAUGUCAUUUCCAGAUUGCAAAACAGUCUACACUGCCUUCCUUGAGACAAAGCUCCACCUGCCUUAUAUACCCGGCUUUCUAGCCUUUCGUGAAGCUGAACCUAUUCUCAAACUCCUCUCUGACCUCAAAGAACAAUCUCCCGAAUUGUUUCCGCAAUUGAUUUUGGUAGAUGGUAACGGCCGACUGCAUCCCAGAAUGUGUGGAAUAGCCUGCCAUGUAGGAGUUUUGGCCGAUUUGCCUACUCUUGGAGUAGGAAAGAACUUUUUGGUGAUUGAAUCUGAAGGACCUUUACUGCAGAUGAGCGUAAAAAAGACAUGCCAGCAGGAACUAAAGACAUGUGGGGAUCGAUUAGAUCUGGUGGGCACUUCUGGAACUAUAUAUGGGGCAGCAUUGAGGGCCACAGCUAGUUCAACGAAUCCAAUAUUUGUCAGCCAAGGCCAUCGAAUUAGUCUAGAUACUGCAAUUAGAGUAGUUUUAGCUACCUGUCAGUACAGAGUACCAGAGCCUAUUCGACAAGCAGACAAAUUGAGCCGAUCAUAUAUCCAUACUCACAAAAUUCAAUGAUUAAUUAGAGUGCCUUUUCUUUUAUAUAUAAAAAGGAAUAAAAGGAUAGCUUAAUUCUUAUUACCAUU
Phycomyces blakesleeanus NRRL 1555(-) is the source of this 839-nucleotide messenger RNA. RefSeq lists its product as hypothetical. Bases 1 to 771 code for a protein of 256 amino acids. The record is from RefSeq and is a predicted model, not a curated record. Gene Ontology annotation, biological process: DNA repair. Gene Ontology annotation, molecular function: RNA endonuclease activity producing 5'-phosphomonoesters, hydrolytic mechanism; single-stranded RNA binding. Gene Ontology annotation, cellular component: cytoplasm; nucleolus. The transcript is spliced from 3 exons. NCBI's taxonomy places the organism in Eukaryota, Fungi, Mucoromycota, Mucoromycetes, Mucorales, Phycomycetaceae.